AUGGGUGGCGUGUACGCGGGGCUGCCGUACCACAGCGGGUUCGCGCCGCCGCCGCCGCCACGAGCGCCCUUCGCGUCACCACCGCACGCACACUACCUGGCCGGCUCGCAGCGGGCAGAGGGCGGUCGCUUGGAUGUCAUGGGUGGCGGUGAAGGUGGGCUACCUCCUCUGCAGCCGGCUCCAGAUCUUCAUCACGCGCCGCUCUUGCUCGCCACCGAGGCACGGGGAACACCGCUGGAGUUGAUGGCGCCGCACCACGCGAGACACGCUUUGUCCCAUCACCAUCACAGACGUAGUGGCGGCGGCGUGGGCGUCGGGCCUGGCAGCGGCGUGGGCUCCGUGGGUGGAGUGGGCGCCGUGGGAAGCGUGGGCAGUGUGGGCGUGGGCGUGGGCGUCGUGGGUGCGGGCUCGCGCGCGGCGCGACCGUACGUACGCGCCGCGGCGCGCUGGCCACCGCACCCCGUGCACCACAUACACGCACAGGGCAGCGGGAGUCUAGUGGGGGCUUUGCCCCACGUACAAGCGCAGCUGCACGUGGCACCGCCCUUAUCCCUGCCCCCUCCACCGCCGACUUAUCAGGUGUUCCUGAACCUGCUGGCGAUGUUCCCGCUGUCGCCGUACGGCGAGGCGCGCGACGGGCGAGACGGCCGUGAGGGCCGCGAGGGGCGCGACUCGGCGGAGCCCGAGCCCGAGAACUACGAGGCGCUGCUGUCACUCGCCGAGCGUCUGGGCGAGGCCAAGCCGCGCGGUCUCGCGCGCCACGAGAUCGACCAGCUACCCACUUACAAGUACAGCGACCAGACCAGACACGGCGAGCAAACUUCGUGCGUUGUGUGCAUGUGCGAGUUCGAGGCGCGGCAGACGCUCCGCGUGCUGCCGUGCGCGCACGAGUUCCACGCCAAGUGCGUCGACAAGUGGCUGCGGUCCAACAGAACGUGUCCAAUAUGCCGAGGGAACGCGUCAGAGUACUUCAACAACUCCGAGUGA
Messenger RNA from Parnassius apollo (apollo), 987 nucleotides. The record is from the annotation of a GenBank genome assembly. NCBI's taxonomy places the organism in Eukaryota, Metazoa, Arthropoda, Insecta, Lepidoptera, Papilionidae.